GCAAUUACUAUAAAUAAUACGGAGUAAUUGAGACCGUUUCUGGCAUUUUUCGAACACCUUGAGAACAAGCAUUAAAAUAAGCUGUUUUAAAACCGGCCUCCUCUAGCCCUCUAGCUAUUGCUCGCCGGCAUUGUUAAAGGUCUCCUCUAACUUCUGGUCUUUCAGAGAUGGAGAAUAGUAAAGUAAAAGAAGAGACUGUUCUCGGUCUUACGUACAAAAAAGAUGAAAGCUUUUGGAAAUGGUAUUCUGAGGUGGUCACUAAAGGUGAAGUGAUUGAGCACUAUGAAAUAUCUGGCCUUUUCACUUUGCUUCCUUGGGCUAUAUCCAUCUGGGAGAUUAUAAAAAGCUUCUUUGAUGCUGAAAUUAAGAAAAUGAAGAUUAAGAACUGCUACUUCCCACUUUUUGUGUCUCCUGUGAAUCUACAAAAACAAAAGGACUAUAUGGAGCAGUUUGAAUCUGUGCUUGCUUGGGUUACAAAAACCGGAGAGUCUGAAGUGGAAAUCCCUUUCACAAUUCGUCCCAGCAGUGAAACAGUUAUGUAUCCUUACUUCUCUAAGUGGAUUAGAGGUCACCGUGAUUUGCCUUUGAGACUUAAUCAAUGGUGCAAUGUUGUGCGGUGGCAGUCCAGCCAUCCCACUCCUCUCAUAAGGAGUCAUGAAUAUCUAUGGCAAGAAGGGCAUACAGCAUUUGCAACAAAGGAGGAAGCAGAGGCUGAGGUUCUUGAUAUUUCUGAGCUGUAUAGAAGUAUAUACGAAGAGUAUUUAGCAGUUCCAGUCACCAAGGGACGGAAAAGUGAGAUCGAGAAGUUUGCUGGUGCACUUUAUACUACCACCAUUGAGGCUUUUAUUCCGAACACUGGUAAUGGUAUACAAGGUGCGGCUGUGCACUGCUUGGGGAACAAUUAUGCGGAAGCAUUUGAGAUAUAUUUUGAGAAUACAAAAGGAAAAACGGAUAAGGUUUGGCAGAAUUCAUGGGCAUUCAGUACCAGAGCGAUUGGAGUGAUGAUCAUGGUUCAUGGGGAUGAUAAAGGGUUGGUUUUUCCACCAAAAGUUGCACCAAUCCAAGUGGUUGUUAUCCCUGUGUCUUACAAGGAGGAUGCUGACACCAAACUGAUUUUUGAAGCAUCUGCUGCCACUUUUAAGAACUUGGUGGAAGCUGGCAUUCGUGUGGAGGCAGACAUCAGAGAACACUAUUCAUCUGACUGGAAAUGUUCUAACUGGGAACUGAAGGGGGUUCCUCUUAGGAUUGAAAUACAUCCUGAAGACCUUUCCAAUGACCAGGUAAGAGUUGUGAGGCGUGACAAUGGUGCUCAAACUGAUAUUCCACUGGCUAACAUGGUUGAUCAUGUAAAAGAUGUACUUGCUGAUAUUCAAAAAAAUCUUUUUGACGUUGCAAAACAAAAGCGAGAUGACUGUAUCGAGAUUGUUGACACCUGGGAUGAGUUUGUGAAUGCUCUGAACAGAAAGAAGGUUGUCUUAGCUCCAUGGUGUGAUGAAGAGGCUGUUGAGAAAGAUGUGAAAGCAAGAACAGUAGAGAAUAUGAGUUCGAUAAAAAGCAUUUGUUCUCCAUUGGAGCAGCCUGAGCUAACUAAAGGAGUAAUGUGCUUUGCAUCUGGAAAACCUGCCAAGAAAUGGACUUACUGGGGUCGAAGCUUGUGAUACGAUUGAUCAACGAUGAAUUGGUUGUUAGAUAUUUGACAUUUGGAUCAUUCUAAAUUUCUUUUUAUUGAAAACAAAUAACUUAAUUAAUAAUAAAAUUGAGUAUCAGAUACAAAUUCGCCAU
Cuscuta europaea is the source of this 1782-nucleotide messenger RNA. The record is from the annotation of a GenBank genome assembly. NCBI's taxonomy places the organism in Eukaryota, Viridiplantae, Streptophyta, Magnoliopsida, Solanales, Convolvulaceae.